Messenger RNA from Bombina bombina (fire-bellied toad), 4412 nucleotides. RefSeq names its product synaptopodin (gene SYNPO). The record is from RefSeq and is a predicted model, not a curated record. Gene Ontology annotation, biological process: positive regulation of actin filament bundle assembly. The transcript has 3 exons. Gene Ontology annotation, molecular function: actin binding. Gene Ontology annotation, cellular component: actin cytoskeleton; nucleus; Z disc. The coding region runs from base 151 to 3099 and encodes 982 amino acids. Lineage: Eukaryota; Metazoa; Chordata; Amphibia; Anura; Bombinatoridae.
ACAUUUGUUCCUCUUCAAUGGAAAAACUGAAACAAUUAAAUUGGUUGCUAAGUAUAAAGGAAUGCAAAAGUCCCUGACUUUAAUUGUGAUGAAUCUUCUGUUUUCAAAUAAUAGAAUAUAAAAUAUAAGCACAUUUUAUGCAGGUGACUAAUGUGUGUGUCCACUUUAUCAUUAAAAAAAAUACAUGAAAAACCCAAAUUUGGUGUGACUAUAGUGAGCUUGAGAGGAGCUACUAAGGAAGAAGGCAUGAUGCUGAAAGCUAGUCUACCUUCACAAAACACAUUCGUUGGACACACGGAAGUCAAUGGAAAUUCCUGUGGCUACAUAGUCUUUGAAGAAAAUACAGAGGUUGGAGAUGAAUCUUGGAGUCCCACAAAGUCAUCCGAAAUUGAAAAUCAAGAUACUGUGCUCGUACAAAGAGCUUAUGAAGGACUUAUACUUGGUCAACCACAGGAGACAGAAAGUAAACACCCCCAAGAGACAGUCCAAAGGAACAUAAUGGAAGAAACAGCAGAACAUAAAGAUGAGCUACCUUACAUGGUAAAAGAUGUGCACAUUAUUGAAACCUCAAAUAUAAACAGACCAUUAGAUGAAGUUACCACUGGGUCACUUAAAGACUCUGUGGAUUUGGACCCAUGUCCUGACAAAACUGAAACAGUUGAUCACAACUUGGAAAGAAAACAUGUGACAAAUAUAAGGUCACCCCCUACUCUUCACCAGACAAGGAAAUCAUAUAUCACCAGAAGUGUCAGUCUCACAGAAAAAGAGCUUAAGGAUGCACAGUCUAUUAGUUAUAAUAAUGAUUCCCAGCUGAGUCCUGCUCAAAGUGGCUGCUCAAAGGGUGCUUUGCUAUUUCAUCGGAGACGCCAGAGGAUUAAAGCACUUGAAAAAUAUAUUCCAGUAGGAAAUUCUGAGACACAAAAAAUCCAGGAGCCUCAAGAAAACAAAGUUCAACAUGGUCUAAAGUUCUUGGAGACAGAGGCAACAGAGCCUUGUACUGGCUCUGGAUGCUCAACAACAAUCAAUAUGGAAGAAACAUCAUCAGAUAUUGUAUAUAGUGGAGAAAUAGAAAACACAUGGGGAGAUGACUUGCAGGGAGUAGAGUUCCCAUCAAUAGACAAAAGAGCUCCUUCACCAAGUGCUUCAGAAUCAGACAAUCAGGAACCUCUAAGUGCAUAUCUGAAGGAAAACUUGGUGGUAACAAACACUAAUGGUUUGCAUAACCAGAUUAAUCACGAGACUGAGCCCAUUGUGAAAAAAGAACAGAAUGGCAUGGAGACGAGGCAAUACUGUGAAGUGCACCUCACUCUGUCCAAACCUAAAUCUGUGGCUAACAGAACAGCUAAGCCCUUUGGAAACCAAUUAUCGGCUAAGAAAAAUCUAUGUUCUUCAGAAAAAAGUGCUGUUAUAGACCUCCCUCCACCACCAACUUAUGCUGAAACAUUAUCAAGUCCUCCUCCAGUCACACGCAUUCGAUCUCCACCAGCCUAUUCUGCUUUAUAUCCAACAGAAGCACAACAUAUAACCCCUGUGGUACAAGUAGCAAGCCAUGGAAAGGAUAGGGUGACACCACAGCCAAAAUCAGGCAUCUUGGAAUCAAUAGGAUCACAACGUGGAACUAAAAAAUCCAUGUUCACAUUUAUUGAAAAACCAAAGAUGGCACCAAACCCUGAUCUGCUGUCCAUGGUGCAAACUGCAGAUGAAAAGCGGAAGCAGAAAGACCAGGGGGAAGUGCCUACUGAGGAAGAGCCAUUUGCACUUGGGGCAGAAGCCUCCAAUUUCCAAAACAAGACAACCAAAGCAGGAGACAAUGUUAAUAAAGAUACUGUUCCAGACUGGGCUACUUGUCUGAAGUCCCCAGGUUCCAGAGGGAAGCCACCACCUGCCCCAGUACAAACAUUGACUGAAGAUAAGGGGAAAGGAGCCGAACUGUUUGCAAGGAGGCAGACCAGGAUGGAAAAAUUUGUGGUAGAGUCAUCACAUAAUAAUUCCAUCAGAUCUCCUUCUCCCACUAUGUCAUUACCUCCAUCUUGGAAGUUUUCCCCAAAUGAACAAGCAUCUUCUUUAUCAUUUGUCCACCAAGUCAAAAUUAACCAAAGAUCACCUAAACCUCCUGUGGUCACUUCAGUGGCCAAUCCUGCAUUAGAGAGUGAUAAGUCACGAAAAGAGCUGGAGAUUUCCAAAAGGCAGCCUUAUCAACUUAAGUCUUCCCUGUUCAUUCUUUCCCCAAACAAAGACCCAGUGAGUUCUCUACCAAGGGCUGCACCUCCACCCAAACCUAUGGUGUUAGAGUCUCAACGCUUUACAAGACAAUCAUCUUGCCCACCCUCCCCUAUAGUACCCUCUCCUGCAACAAACUCUCCAACAUACUUUCGUUCAGUGCAAUCCCCUUCUACUGCCAUGUCCCCAACUGUUAGUGACAGUCCUAUUGGUUAUGGAAGGAGGACACCAACCAACCAUAUAUCUCCAAUGUCUCCAGUACCUUUUUCAAACACUGGAGUGGUAUCUCCACGAACCAAAGCUGUGAUACAAGCUCCACGUCCAUUAUUCUCUGCAAGAAAUGCCGGUCUGGAGUCACAGAAAAGUAGGGACUCUACAUCACCACAUAAACCUUUGCAACACCAAACAUCAAUAGAUGGAUGGGAAAGCCCCUCAUCAUAUCUGCCAGGCUAUAGAGAAGGAACCGGAAUACAGAGUCCUCCACCUCCCAGACCAAUGUCCCCUGCAUGGAGUGAUCGAUCCCCCUCUCCUUUCAGAGUGGAGAGUGAUCUGAAGGCUGGGAAGCAGAUGAAAGCUCUAAUAGCUCGCAAUAUUAUUAAUGCAGCUAAGCGCAAGAGUAGCUCACCAUGGGGCCAGACAAGUCCUCAAUCACCUAUUUAUAAUAGUGGAACCUGGAGCCCAAGAAUGGGUAAUGGAAGCCCUCUUCCAGAAACACCAAGAGGUAGACGCUCUCCAACUGGCUCAGAUAUUUCAUUGGAGUCAGAAGAUUCUGGGGCCAAAUCUCCAGGUUUCCGGAGCUAUCCCCUCUCCCCUAGGGGAUGGUAUGGUAGCAUGAGGCUAAAAAGAGAUAGUCUGCCUGCAAAUCCAUCGUACACCUAAACCUUGUGGAAAAAUCUUGUUUACCAGGAUCUCUAGAGGAUCAUUACAAUAUGUCAGAAUGAGUCAACAUUGCUUAAUCUGCUAAUGCCCAAAUAACUGAUAUUUGGGAGGGGGUGGAGGGGGGUUUACGGCGCCAGAUCUGAAUUCAAAGAGACUCUGCUGAAGUUUGUAACUCAAAAGUUACUGAAGAUAUCUUUUUAUGGCAUAAUCAGUUAUUGAAUAGCACACUCCCUUGCAGACCAAUAGUGGUAUCUUUUCUAAACAUACUGCAAUCUGCUCACUUUAUAUUUCUCUAGCAAAUGUAUGGCAUAGAUAUUUAAUCACAUUUUUAAUACGUUUUGCUUUAAGUGAUAUGUUUAUUAUGCUUAAUUGAAAGACUAAAUCAUAAAGGUGAUUGUCUCCAUAAAAAGAUAAACCGAUGAAAAAUACAACUGCAUAAAAAAAGAAAAAAACCUGGAUUUGAAAGAUAACUUGUUGUCUCAACUAAUAAUGAACUUUUCUUCAACUUUAAGGUGGUCAGCUUGGUAAUCAAUAAUGAUAUGCCUCUUUGCCCUGAGUAGCUGGGCAGAAACUCUUGAAAGGACCAGUGAUACUGAUCAGACAUUCUUUUCACCUCAUUCCACUGAUCUGACCUGUUCUAAACUGAUAAGAGUAGUUGGCACCUUCUGUGCUGGAAUUCAGAAGGUGAUUAGAUGCAGAUUUGAAUUGUAGAUCUUUACACCAUGUGAGGAUAUCUGGGACUCAUUUACAGAUGUGAUUGCACUGACAAAAACCUUUCAGUAUUCUAUGCAAGGCUUUGAUGCUGCACAUUUAUAAAUGCACUAUCGUACAUGCUUCAGAUUUCUACUGCAGGGAUAUGUGUACAGAGCUUUGUCACACAGAAAUGCUAAAUUGUAUAUACACACUCGCCAUAUCAGAUAGCAUGGGAAGAAGGAAACAUUUGGGCUAUUAUUAAAAGACUUGGAGGCGCGUUAUAUUGUGGCCUUAUAAAUAGGGAUGGGCAAAUGUUUUGUAAAAUUUGAAAAAUGAAACUAAUUUUAAACAGUUUUAACAAAUUUUAAAUUUCAAAUUCGUUUUGCAUGUUUGUACAACAUUCUAACAUUCGUUUAAUGUAAUAGUAUUUUGAAUGCUUUCUUUAAAUGUAAUAUUUGAUAAAAAAAAUUCUAAUAAUUCAAUUCGAAUUAUGCAAUAUUCAAAUUCGAAAAAUUCAAAUCUAAAUAUUUGUAAUUGCAUUUCCAAUGCUCUCUUUAAAUGUAAUAUUCAAAUUAUGUAAUAUUCUAAUUGAAAUAUUCUAAUUGAAACAUUCAAAUUGA